AUGCUUGGCUUUAUUGAAAAGCAAAAAGGAGCUCCUUCUAGGAUAAGAAACGAUCUUGAUUUGCGAUUUUUUUUGGAUGAUCAAAGUAGGCCAAUUUUAAGGAUAUUUGUGGUUGAGAAGAUUAUAGAGACUACAAAUUCAGUUGUAAAUGAUGAAGAGCAUCCUGUUACAAUGGAUAUUCCUAUAAAUGAGGAAGCUUCACUACAUCCGAUAUCAACACAAGGUAACCGCUACACAGAUGAUGACGGCACAGAUUUUUAUACGGGUAAAAUUUUCAAAGACAAGCAAAAAUUAACUAAAUUGUUGAAGCUUGCUUCCGUGAAGAAAGAUCAAAGAUUCAAAUCUGUGAAGAGUUCUAAAGAUGUGUAUUGUGCUAGAUGUGUAGAUCAGAAUUGUGAUUGGUGGUUGCGAGCUACAAAACUUAAAAGUUGUAAUAGAUUUGAAAUUACAAAGUAUCGCAGCAUUCACUCAUGUGGGGCACAACACCUUACAAGUCAUCAUCCACAUGCCUCAGCAGAUGUCAUUGCAGAAUACAUACAACCUAAUUACUUGAAUGGAAAAGGUCCCUCCACAAAAGACAUAAAAAAUAUAGUGCAAGCAGAUUUGGGCUGCAAGAUUAGUUACUGGAAGUGUUGGAAAAGCAGUGAGAUAGCAAAGGCUAUGAUAAGAGGGACACCGGAGCACGGAUAUGCAGUUCUAGAUGGUUAUCGUCAUAUGCUUAUGACUAUAAAUGAAGGAAGCAAGACAUCGUUAAAGCUUGAUGACAAGGGAAGGUUCAAAUAUUUUUUUGCAUCUUAUGGAGCUUGGAUUAGGGGGUUUGUGCAUAUGAGAAAAGUUUUAGCCGUUGAUGGAACAUUCUUAAGAGGUCGUUACGAUGGAGUUUUGUUGUCUGCUGUCGCACAGGAUACAGAAAAUCAUGUUUUUCCUGUUGCAUUUUGUGUAGUAGAUAAGGAAUGUGAUGCCGCAUUUGAGUACUUUUUUGAGAAAUUGUUGGACAUAGUCCCUGAUACUUCAGAGUUGUGCAUUAUUUCUGAUAGGCAUCCAAGCAUAGAAAAAAUACUAUCAAAUUUUUACUCUGAAGCAUACCAUGGAUGUUGCACGAGGCAUCUUGGUGAAAAUGUCCGUAAAAUUUUUCAUUGUGGAGAUUUUCUUGGACAUUAUUACCAUGCAACAAAAGCAUAUCGGAGAGAUGUGUUUCAUGACCAUUUUGAACAAAUUCAAAUUAUCAAUGCGGAGGUCGCUGAUUAUCUUGAGAAUGUUGGGUUUCACAAAUGGAGUAGAGCAUAUUUUCCAGGAAACAUAUAUGAUGUAUUGACCUCAAAUAUUGUUGAGUCUGUUAAUGCAAUGUUCAAUGAAGCAAGAGAAUUUCCCAUUAUUGCCUUGUUCAAUGAUAUAAGCAAGAGAUGGUCGAAAAAAUUUCAUGAGAGAAGAAUGGCAUACGCCAAGUUAAAAACCACCUUCGUUCCUUCAGCUGAAACUAAAAUAAUGGCUAAUAAGAAUCUGGGAAAUAAAUUAUUGGUCCAUCAAAUUGAUGAGGACACCUUCAGCGUCACCGCGGACAAUGGAAUCGCAAUGGUCCAUCUUUGA
Molecule: messenger RNA, 1587 nt
Organism: Solanum stenotomum
Lineage: Eukaryota; Viridiplantae; Streptophyta; Magnoliopsida; Solanales; Solanaceae
Exons: 2
Coding region: 1-1587 (528 amino acids)
Source: RefSeq, a predicted model, not a curated record